GUUAAAUUUGGGCGCCGUCUGCCGUAUCUUAUUGUAAAUUAAUAUUUAAGUGUAAAUUAUGUUAUAGUUGGCUAAUGUAGCUAGUUAGCUAGCUACAUAAGUUAUAUCUCCUAAGUCACUGGAGGUAGAGGCAGCAGGGGGAGAGAUUGGGGAUGAUAUCCACCCCUCCUUCCUUUCACCCCCAAGUUGUAUGUCCGAUGGAGGGAGAUGCUGAAAUCCGCCCUACCCCGCUCUGCGCCCCCUGUCCCAGCAAAUCUCAACAUCACCUUCACUCCCUUCCUUCUGCCACACACAGGCGCAGAGAUGAUGAUGGAGGGAAAAGAGAAGCAAGCAGAAGAAGCGGGCGCCUUCAGGUUGCCAAAGAGCAAACGCAAGAUAAGGAAGAUGUGCAAGAGAAAAGGAGGACAGUGCAGAGGAGAACCAGGCUGAACUCUUCUCUCACAAAGAAAAAGAGGGGUAGUGGCACGGAAAAAUUUUCCAGAUUGGGUACUCAAGGUGAAAUGACAAAGCACAAAACGGGAAGGGGACGCCGGCGCAAAAUGGUACCAGCCACCCCCACAAUCCUAAUACAGGAGAACAUGACAGGAGAGACUGACCUAGAACCCAUACAGUCUGAAAAGGAAACAGAAACUGUUGAACCUCCUGAAAGCCCACCUCCUGUGAAGGGAUGGAUGAUUGGCCCCCUCUUCCGGUCAUUCAAGUCCAAGAUGGCCAGCUUCUCAGAAAUGGUUAUGAGUCCUGUUCGUCUUUUCAAACCCAGCUAUUCCUCAGCACCCUCCAGUACACAGCCAGAUCUUCAGGGUCUUUGCUUAGAGAGCGCCACUGACAACUGCCUCAGCAUGGAGGACCACAAUGGGCACUUGUCAGAACAAGAAAUGGGAGGGAGGCUUGAUAGCCAAAGACUGUUAGAAACAGAAAUUAAAAGUGAAGGCAGCCCUGAUUCAGGGUUGUGUCCAGAUGAGGGGCAUAUGGGAAAAGAUUUCCAUAAUUGCUUUGAGUCCCAAACCGUCCAUGGAGAGGAAAGAAAAGAGACUGAAACAGGAUGUUUGAAUCGUCCUCGCCCUAAUUUAUUGCAGGAACGGAGCUCUUGUGUGGAUGAAGGACAGACUGCAGUCCGAGAACACUCCUCCGUGAGGAGACUUGACUUUGAUACAGAAACAAAAGUCGAGAACUGUGUUCAAGAGGAGGAAUGUCUUCAUGCAACAAAACAAUGUUCAGGCAGUGUCACAUCCAACAAACUAGAGGGACAGACUUGUGAUCAGACACUUUCUUGCAGCAAUAGUGGGAAGCUGAACGAAUCCCCUCUUUGUAGGCAAGAUAGUCCCCUCCGCAGAGGCAGCAAUAGGUCCACAAUUCACUUAAGUACUUCCAAGGAACAGCAGGCAAGAGAAGGUGUACACUUUCAAAAGUUACGUGCUAAACGCCUCUUUCCGGGUGAUGCUGUGUCUCCUAGUCGUCCAACCAAACGUUCACCUUCAUCUGCUAUUGACUUUCAGACUGCCCCUGAAGAAAAUACACUUUUGACAGAUGAGCCAUUGGACUUUUUCAGCCUGAAGGAAGAUUGUACCCUUGGAGAAACCUCAGAGCCUACUGCACUAGAGAGAAACACAAGUUCUCUGUCUAGUCCUUUAACCACCUCAUUUUACUGUACACCCCCUGAAUCUGUUUUGGAAGAUACGGGGAACGGAAGUUUUGGGAAGCCAAGAAAUCUGGAAGAUAAAGAUGACUUCCCUUCACCCUCACCUGACUUUAGGGAUGUAGCAGCAGUUGAAAGGUGCAGAACCCCAGAGGACUGUGUUGUUAGCCCGUCACCAAGCAAGUCCCCUUUCACUGCAGCAGAUCAUCUUGGCAGGGUUUCUGCUAAAGUGCUGGAAGACGAUGGGGAGGGAACUCGAGAGAGGGAAGGACAAUCUGGAAAACAUGAGACUCAUUUACAGACUCAGUCCCAAGUCUUGAACUCUUUUCAGCUGAGGCCCUCACUGAAGAAACCCCAUGAUGAUCAACCUAAAGAAGGGCCAGGAAUUAGGGUGUCAAAAUUAAGACGGAGAGAAGUGCAGACUGAGGCAGAAACUGGUCUGGAAGCACAUGGAAGAUUAAAAUACGGAAGAGGAGGAAAACAAGGAAAAAGGCAAAAAAGCAAAACCUCAAACAACGUGAGAGAGUUACUAGCUGUAACCACUGGUGUUGCCCAGGAAGAUGCACAGUCAGGCCAGACGGAAGUCAGGGAAGGGACUGAUUCUUCUAAUAGACAGCUAAUAGACAGUGAUUCUGAUGUAAAUUUUACUUCCAUGAGUGCUGAUUCCACAAUAAGGGCAUCCCUAGAGUUUAAAGAUGGUAACAGCAACACAAAGGACAGCAGUGGUAAAAACAAACUAAACAUGACUGCCACUGUGAGUAUGAGUAGAGUUGUAAGUAGAUGUAAAAAUGCCACUUGCCAUAGAAAAUUAAAAAACAUUAGCGGUACAAGUGUUCAUACAAGCUCUACAGACAGCAGCACAAACAAGUCAGAGUUGGAAUCCGUAGCCCUAAUGGAGAAUAAUAUACCAUCUCCAAACCUCCCAACACCGUUAUCUGCAAUGAUGAUCACAGAAACAAAAAGGGAAAAGGAGGAGGAUUUUGGAAGCAUUGCAUCAGACACUAUGACUAAAGGAACAGGACCCCACUGUCCAAGGAGGGAACAUCAGCAUUUCAGGAGAAGGAAGCGGAAUGUUUCUCCAGGAACAGAAAUGGAUUUCAUGCUGAAUCAGAAAAAGGGAAUGACUCAGUCAAUGAAUGAUUGGAGCCUCCAUGGUAGUACAGUGGAAGACCCCUCAACAGAAGAGGAUAUGACUGUGUUUUUGCCAGUGCAAGCUGAUACUAGAUCUCAGGUUCAGUUCAACAAGUGCACACUGAAGAAUGAGGAGAAAGAAAUGGGAAGCACUUCCUGUACUUCUUCAACAACUACUGUCAUGCAUAAUCUGUGUGGAGCCGAGGCUGUGGAAGGACAGGAGGAGGUGGAGUCCAGGAAAGUGUGCAUGCUAAUAAAAAAAGGCGUGCAACUAGAGAGAAGAGGGAGGAGACUGAAGCAGAGAGACAGGCUAAGAAAGGGGGAAGACUCGCAUAAAAGGAGAGGAAGGAGUUGGUUGACAACUGGAUGUGAAGAAGCGGAGCCCCUGACCAAGAUGGAAGAGCAAAAGAAGGAGGCUCAUCCAUCAGAAAAAUCAGGUAGCAGCUCCUUACCCACCCGCCUGUUGCGAAGCUACUCUUGUCCAGAGAUCCCCUCUCUCUUCCUCAAUCGCCCUCUGACAAGUCCUCUGCUGCCUUCAGCCCCGCACAGCAGACUUCACCCCACACCUCUCCACCAGUGCCCUUCCAUUGCUCCCCCUCCUUCUCCGGCUAAACGUGCUCGUAGGCAUACCGUCUGUAGUCUGGAAGUGGAAAGAGAGAUCGCCCCCCUCUGCCUGCGUAAGGAAGUUUACCCCACUGGAAGGCGGAGUCUGUACUGCACACCCUUGCAUCCUACCUCCUCUGCCUCCCCCACUUCCCUCACUGCCCUCGCCUCCUGUUUUCUGUCAAGUCCCUUGGCCUUCCUUUCAAGGAAACAGGAUGGGAGCAGCUCAAGUGGGGGUGCCGCUAGUAGUAGUAGUCGUAGUCAUGAUGCCACUGUCCCCUCCUCCAGUGAUGUCAUCCCCUCCUCUACCUCCCCUAUUGCUUCCCUGGUUCAUCACCAAAUCCCUGGCUCCACUUCCUGUACCCUCCCCAGAGCUGGCCAGUCCUCUGCCUCCGUUUCUCCUCUUUGCAGUGUGCCCUCACAGCUUCCAUUAGAGGGAGAGAGUGAGGGUAGACCGGGUGAGGAUGAACAAAGGUGCUGUUUCGCUCUGGAGCGGGAAGGUCGUGACACACAGGAUGAAAAAGCAUUCUCAGACUCUGAAAUUAAGGUUGCCAGUGCAAAAAAAGGUGAACGUGGCAAAGUGUCACGCAUCAGAAUUCGAAAAACUCCCCCCAAACCACCCACCAACCUUACCCCCAUGGGCCUUCCCCGACCUAUCAGGUUGAGGAAGAAAGAGUUCAGUCUCGAGGAAAUUUAUACCAACAAGAACUUCCGUAAACCACCAGAAGGGCGGCUAGAGACGAUAUUUGAGGAACCAGUGAGCAGUCGUGAUGGAUCUCUGUCCAUGAUGGGCCAACGCCGUCUCAAACGAUUGGUGGAGUUCCCUGAGCUGGGUGUGGCUAGAAAACCCAGAAAGCCUCUAGCUGCGUCUGGGAGCGGAGCUUCCCGGAAGGCUGGGGGGAGCUCCGUUUUGGGCAGGACUCGGCGGGGAAGCGGUUCUAAAGCCAAAGAAGGACUGUUAGAGGAACCUGAUUCAUUGCUGUGUUCCAAGCUUGACCAACUGGAUGCCUGGAUUUCAUUUGACCAGGACUUUCUGUUAUCAGAGUCCAAACAGGUGUAG
Messenger RNA from Megalops cyprinoides (Indo-Pacific tarpon), 4430 nucleotides. It is a transcript of the gene prr14, whose product is annotated as proline rich 14. Lineage: Eukaryota; Metazoa; Chordata; Actinopteri; Elopiformes; Megalopidae. The record is from RefSeq and is a predicted model, not a curated record. Bases 153 to 4430 code for a protein of 1425 amino acids. The transcript is spliced from 10 exons.